GUCGCGGGCGGGGGGCGGGGCGGGGGGCGGUCCCGUGACGCGCUUCCUGCGCGUGGCGGCGGCGGCGGCGCGGGGCGAUGCCGGGGGAGGCGGUGACGCUGCAGCUGGGGCAGUACGCGGGCUGCGUGGGCGCCCACUGGUGGGGGCUGCAGGCCGCCGCGCUGCGCAGCCCCGCUGAUGGCGCCGAGCUCCGCGCCGCCGCGCUGCUGCGGGCCGGGGGCGGCCGGGAGGCGGCCACGCCGCGGCUGGUAGCGCUGGAGCUGAAAGGCGGCGUGGGCGCGCUGCGGCCCGGGGGCGCGGGCCCGGAGGCGCCGGUGGCCUGGGCUGGGCCGGUGGCCGCCUACCUGGAUCGCGCCUCGGCCGGGGGCUCCGCGCCGCGGGACACCGGCAGCCACACGGCGAGGACAAAGCCCCUCGGCCCGGCGCCCCCCCGUGACCCUCUCCCGGUGACCCCGCAGGACGCCGGUGCCUCGGGAAGAGCGAGCGCCGCGGCCCCAGGCGUGGCUCUGGCCCCUGCGCCCCUCGUCGCCCCCGGGGAGGUUUCCUCGGGCGCCUGCGUGCAGCUCUGGUCUGAUUACCUCAACGUGCACUUGCAUCCCCGGAGCCUCUACGUCAUCCGCCAGUACAUGCACGAUGGGGACUGCGGUUGCCUGGAAGCCUUUGGACAAGGUGAAAGUCUCCUGCAGGAUCCCGGCUGCUUGGAGGAGCUGGAAGAUCGGUUGCACUUUUAUGUUGAAGAGUGCGAUUACCUGCAGGGGUUUCAAGUCCUGUGUGACCUACACAAUGGAUUCUCUGGAGUCGGUGCCAAGGUGACAGAACUGCUCUGCGAUGAAUAUUCAGGAAAAGGAAUCCUGACCUGGGGCUUGACUCCCGUCAUGAGUAACAUGGGAGAUGCUCAGAAGAAUUUGUACAGACUGAUGAACACAGCCCUGGGAAUUGUCCGUCUCUCCAGCCACAGCUCGCUCUUCUGCCCCCUGUCACUCAGUGGGAGCCUUGGGAUCAAGCCACAACCUCCCGUUGCAUUUCCAUAUAUAAACUACAACGCAUCGCUGAACUACCACAGCAGCGCUAUUUUGGCGGCAGCGCUCGAUACCCUCACUGCUCCUUACCGGCUCCAUUCCUCUCAGGGCUCUAUGAUGCACCUUGCCGACACACUGAACUUCUCUGGGAGAAAGGUUGUAGCUGCGUGGGCUUCAGUUCCCUUUCCUGCCCGAUGUGGUUACUCACUCCCCGAUACUUUAUGUGCCUACCAGCAGGAUGUGCCCUGGAAGCUUCUGUCUUCAUGUAGGGAGCAAAAGGUCAGCCACUGUUUUGCUCAGUCUGUUGUGCUACGAGGAAUCUGCAAAGAAAGUCCCACCAGCAGCCGUCCAGGAGAGCUGCCCCCUUCACCGCUGCACGCCUGCGGGAGCACCGAGCAGAUCCUGCAGUGUUACCUGCAUGCAGCGUUCCCCGGGGCAUUCAGCACAGCCCACGUGCUUGAGCAGCCGUGUCAUACCCUACCUCCGUACCCCCAGUUUUUUUCUCCGCUUCUGACCAGACAAGGCUUCCUCCUGAACAAACCUCCUGGUUAUUCCUCAGCAGCUGUUGAAAGCAUCCCUGUGCUCGCAGCCCUGCAGUCCUCGCCGGUUUUGCACACGCUGCUCUACAGCCUGUACAAGGAUGUGCGGAAGCUGAACAUGGGGCGAUGGGCCAGCUUCUUCUCUGCUGGGGUGGAGCCAGAUGACUUCCAGGAGGCCUUAGAGGAGCUAAGAACUCUAUCCCAGUGCUAUGAAACAGGGGUGGAAGCAGAUGAAUCUGAAGAUGAAGCAGAUUCAGACUAACAUCUUUAUUACUAAAGAGUGGAAGGAGGAGUGUCGUUCAAGUCAUUUCCAAAAUAAAGGGACUGGCUUUAAAGGUGGCCCAACUGCUACUUUCUCUUAGUUUCAUAAAAGCCCUGUUACAAAGGCUGGCUUAAAUACUCCAGCUCCUUGCAGUUGUGUUGUAAAGGAAGAAAGCUGCUUUUUGGAGGUUGUUUUUGUAUGUUUGGGGUUGUUUUUUAAAACUUUGCAAAGUGAAUUUACUCUGCCUGUUAGAGUAAGACCACACAAUAAAUACAGAAUUUGGAUUGUA
Molecule: messenger RNA, 2109 nt
Organism: Falco peregrinus (peregrine falcon)
Lineage: Eukaryota; Metazoa; Chordata; Aves; Falconiformes; Falconidae
Gene: MSTO1
Product: misato mitochondrial distribution and morphology regulator 1
Exons: 13
Coding region: 78-1820 (580 amino acids)
Biological process (GO): mitochondrion distribution
Cellular component (GO): cytoplasm
Source: RefSeq, a predicted model, not a curated record